This is a messenger RNA of Cryptomeria japonica (Japanese cedar), 1932 nucleotides long. RefSeq names its product chlorophyll synthase, chloroplastic. Gene Ontology annotation, molecular function: chlorophyll synthetase activity. The coding region runs from base 84 to 1226 and encodes 380 amino acids. Lineage: Eukaryota; Viridiplantae; Streptophyta; Pinopsida; Cupressales; Cupressaceae. Gene Ontology annotation, cellular component: membrane. The record is from RefSeq and is a predicted model, not a curated record. Gene Ontology annotation, biological process: chlorophyll biosynthetic process. The transcript is spliced from 15 exons.
CUUAAAAUAAAUGGAAAUCAUAAAAAAAUAUAUUAUCUUCUGUUCAAACUGAGAGCAGAGUGUCUUCCUCAACUUGAACUGCCAUGGCUGCCCUCAUCCAUGGCGGCAUUUCUUCUAUUGGUUUGAAGAAUUUCAAUUACAAGGGCAGGACAUCCCCGCUUUUCAAAGAUACCCACACAUCUUUUUUGUCUGUUCAGAGGCGAAAAUUUAAUUUGAAAGUCAGAGCAGCAGAAACAGACACCAACGAAGUCACAUCUAGAAGCCCAGAUAAGGCACCUGCCACAAAUGCAGGAUCAUCUAACAUCAAUCAGCUUCUUGGAAUGAAAGGAGCAGCACAAGAAGCGGAUAAAUGGAAGAUUCGCUUACAACUUACAAAGCCAGUUACUUGGGCACCACUGAUCUGGGGAGUAGUCUGUGGUGCUGCUGCAUCUGGUAACUUCCAGUGGAAUGUUGAAGAUGUAGCGAAAUCAUUAUGUUGCAUGAUCCUUUCAGGGCCCUUCCUUACUGGUUAUACACAGACAUUAAAUGAUUGGUAUGACAGAGAAAUCGAUGCAAUCAAUGAACCUUACCGGCCAAUCCCAUCAGGAGCAAUUUCUGAGAAUGAAGUUAUAACCCAGAUUUGGGUACUUCUUCUGGGAGGCCUGGGCUUGGCAGCUGUUCUAGAUGUAUGGGCAGGGCAUGAUGUUCCAACUGUUUUUUAUAUUGCAGUUGGUGGUUCUUUGCUCUCAUAUAUAUACUCUGCUCCACCUCUAAAGCUCAAACAGAAUGGUUGGAUAGGAAAUUUUGCCCUAGGUUCAAGCUACAUAUGUUUGCCUUGGUGGGCUGGUCAAGCAUUGUUUGGGACUCUUAAACCUGACAUAAUGGUUUUAACUGUCUUGUACAGUAUAGCAGGGCUGGGUAUAGCUGUUGUAAAUGAUUUCAAGAGUAUUGAAGGAGAUCGAACCAUGGGAUUGCAGUCACUUCCAGUUGCAUUUGGAGUUGAAACUGCAAAGUGGAUUUGUGUUGGGGCAAUUGACAUCACCCAAUUGACAGUUGCAGGUUAUCUUUUUGCAACAGGAAAGUUGUAUUAUGCUCUGGCCCUUCUUGGUCUGAUCACUCCACAAGUUAUUCUACAAUUUCAAUAUCUACUUAAGGACCCUAUUAAAUAUGAUGUGAAAUAUCAGGCUAGUGCGCAACCGUUUCUUGUUUUGGGUCUGCUUGUCACAGCUCUGGCGACUAGUCAUUGAUGGCAACAACUUGUGUUUGAGAUAAAUCAACAUCCACUUUUCUUGUAUCAAGAUAUAUUUCGACUGCUUAUUACUCAAGUGUUGGAUCAAAUACAUCAACAGACAUGCUGUAAUGCAUCCACACACUUUGUAAAUGAAACAAGAAUGUUGUGAGCUUCGCAUCAGUAAGCAACACUGCACAGCACUAGGCAUGAUCAGUUAUUAAGCAUUUUGAAGGCUACAUCGGUUGUACCAGUGGGGUUGAACCCCUUUAAUGUAUUUUGGUAACAAGAAAGCUUGCAACAAAUCACCAACCAUGUGGUCCAUUCAUGUCUAGAGAAUUUACCUUUCCAGUUUAGUCAUCCAAUGUGUAUGAGCCAGAGACUUCAUUUUUUGGUGCCCAAUGAAAAAGGGAUAAUGCUCUUUCAACUAGUUUGAAGAAAUAAACCAGAGGAAAAUGUCUUGACUGAGACUUAGAACUAGCAUUUUUCACCUUGUAGUACCCUAUCUUGUAGGGUUCUUUUGAAUAAAUAUCCCUUAAACUGUUAUUUAUGUUUGAAAAUGAUGGACGUUUUUCAUAACAACUCAAUAUUCUAGGAGAUCAGAGAAUCAACAAUAUAUUCUUGCUGAUAACUACUGAUGAAUGAUUGAGGAGAUCAGAGAAUCAACAAUAUAUUCUUGCUGAUAACUACUGAUGAAUGAUUGAAAUCUAUUAUUGUUAACACAA